Messenger RNA from Varanus komodoensis (Komodo dragon), 2135 nucleotides. RefSeq names its product cytochrome P450 2A5-like. The transcript has 9 exons. Gene Ontology annotation, biological process: xenobiotic metabolic process. The coding region runs from base 15 to 2135 and encodes 706 amino acids. The record is from RefSeq and is a predicted model, not a curated record. Gene Ontology annotation, cellular component: intracellular membrane-bounded organelle; cytoplasm. Gene Ontology annotation, molecular function: heme binding; oxidoreductase activity, acting on paired donors, with incorporation or reduction of molecular oxygen, reduced flavin or flavoprotein as one donor, and incorporation of one atom of oxygen; iron ion binding. Lineage: Eukaryota; Metazoa; Chordata; Lepidosauria; Squamata; Varanidae.
CUCCACGGGCCCCCAUGGAUCCCCUCGGAGGAGCCACCCUCUUGCUGGCCAUCGGCCUCUCCUGCCUGCUGGCCCUCUUGGCGUGGUGGCAGGUGCCGCAGGACAGCCGCCUGCCGCCGGGACCGGCCCCGCUGCCCCUGAUUGGGAACCUGCUCCAGGUCGACAGGAACAAUGUCCCUCACUCACUGAUCAAGAUCGGUGAAAAGUACGGGCCGGUCUUCAUGAUCCACCUGGGGCCCCGGCGCGUCGUGGUGCUCUGCGGGUACGACGCUGUGAAGGAGGCGCUGGUGGAUCAGGCCGAGGAGUUCUCUGGCCGUGGGGAGCAGGCCACCUUUGACUGGCUCUUCCGGGGCUACGGGGUCGCCUUCAGCAGCGGGGAACGGGCCAGGCAGCUGCGCCGAUUCUCCCUCACGACUCUGCGGAAUUUCGGGAUGGGGAAGAGAUCCAUCGAAGAGCGGAUCCUGGAGGAGGCCCACUUCUUGGUGGAAGCCGUGCAGAGCAUGGAAGGUGCGCCCUUUGACCCCACCUACAUCCUGAGCCGCUCCGUCUCCAACGUCAUCAGCUCCGUCAUCUUCGGCAAGCGCUUCGACUACGAGGAUCAGGAGUUCCUCUCGAUGCUGAACAAUAUGCUCGAGAUCUUCCACUUCACCGCCACCCCCUGGGGGCAGCUCUAUGACAUGUUCUCGGGCGUCAUGUGGUUCCUGCCGGGCCCGCAGCGCAAGGUCUUCAGGCACCUCACGGGGCUGGGGGAGUUCAUGGCGCGCAAGGCCCAGGCCAGCCAGGAGUCCCUGGACCCCGGGGCGCCUCGCGACUUCAUGGAAUGCUUCCUGGUGAAGAUGCUGCAGGAAAAGGGCAGCCCAGGCUCAGAGUUCUUCCAGAAGAACCUGGUCGCCACGGCCCUGAACAUCUUCUUCGGAGGCACGGAGACGGUCAGCACCACACUGCGCUACGCCCUGCUGAUUCUGCUGAAGUACCCAGAGGUUGAAGAGAAGCUCCACGAGGAGAUUGACCGCGUGGUUGGCCGAAAUCGCUCCCCCAAGAUGGAGGACCGGCCCCGGAUGCCCUACACGGAGGCCGUGAUCUGCGAGAUCCAGAGAUUCACUGACAUGCUCCCCAUGGCGCUGGCACGGCGUGUGACCCGGGACACCCAGUUCCGAGGAUACUCCAUCCCCAAGGGUACUGAAGUGUUCCCCAUGCUGGGAUCCGUGAUGAGGGACCCGAAGUAUUUUGCAAGGCCGGAGGUGUUCGACCCCCAGCACUUCCUGGACGAGAACGGGCAAUUCAAGAAGAACAGCGCUUUCAUGCCCUUCUCCGUAGCUGAAGGAAGUGGACUUUGCCACAUCCUCGCGCCUCCGGCCCGGUGCAGCCUCCGCAGUGUGGCAACACUUGGCGCCGAACGCAGGAGCUCAGCGGAGGUGUUUUGGCAGCAGUUCCGCUGCGUCACGGUGGCUCAGCACCCCAGGUGCUGCAGCGGACGGGGAGGGCGCGUCUCCGGGCUGUGCCCCUCGGCCGCCGCUUCCUCGGCCCCCACGGCUCUCCCUGAGACGCUGCUGCAUCACCACAGCCGCCAUGUUCCCCCGCUCCCUCGCGCCGGGUUGCUCCCCGAGCGCUGCAGGGGCACCGCAGGCGCGUGGCCCGAGGAAAGCCCCAGAAAGGGCGGGCUGUCCACACCUGCUCCAGGCGGCUGCCAGGAGCGCCGCUGCUCGCCUGGCCCCUGGAGGAGCAGCUGGGAUCCUUGGGGCUCGCAGGGGAGCCAGCGCCCCCCGCAGCUGGGCUUCCUAGCAGGCAGGAACGCCCACCAAGUCCACGAAGCAGGGCAGGCCACGCUCCCUGAAGCCAGGGUGGCCCUCCUGCCCUGGCAGGAGCACACGGGGGAAGCCUCCCUGGCGACGCAGGAGGAGGCCCGGCUUGGUGAGCCCAAGGGGUCUGCUUGCCAGUGCUCCCCACGACUGAGGCACCGGCUGGGUUCGCAGGAGGUGGCUGGCAACCCGUGCCGCGUCCACCCUGGGCGGGAUUUUGCCCGGACCUCCCAAUCGGGCAAUCCCACGGCUUGCGGGGCAGCGAGGCUGCCGUGCUCCCCUCCUCUCCCGCCCGGCUUCCUGGCCCUGCCUGCACCUGGCAGCCCCGUGAGCUAA